AUGGCUGCGCAAGGUAUGAGGCUCGCGACUAUGCUCGUUGCUGCGCAAGAAGUGAAUCUUGGGGGUACCUUCAGGGCUUCUCACAUAGUCAGGCUCGCAUCUAUGUCUGCGGCUGCGGAAGUGACUAGACUUGCAACUACGCUCGCGGCUGCGUAUGUGACUAAACUCGUGACUACGCUCACGGCUGUGCAACCGCCGACGAAUUUUGAUAUAUUGACUGAUCUUAAAUUCUGGGCACUUGAAUUCCCAGCUAGGUAA
Messenger RNA from Arctia plantaginis, 258 nucleotides. The record is from the annotation of a GenBank genome assembly. Lineage: Eukaryota; Metazoa; Arthropoda; Insecta; Lepidoptera; Erebidae.